UCUUUGUAUAUCGGUACAUCCCCUACUAGCGAGCGAUGUGGAAUGUCGAUAUGUCAGUUCAAUCCAUAAACACAGACCACAGACUUCAAGUAAGUUUUGGCAGAAUUUCUUUGUGUAGUUCAAUCUCAAUGUUUGUGUUGUAAAUUUUAAAAUAUAUUUUAUUUAAAUAUGAAAAGACACAAAAAGAAUGUAUUUGCCGAGAAAUUUCGAUUGCUCAAUAGCCAGGGCUCUACAGAAGAAAUAAACUGGUCAUCUAGUGAUUCUAAUGAAUUCGAAAAUAUCUCUACUAAUGUAGACAAACUGCACAAAGUAUCACACACGCGAAAGCGAAAACGUAAACAAAAAGUGCCCAAAAACAUUUCCAAUUUAAGUGUUACUUUUGUCGACGCAUCUAAAACUACUAAGGAUGCACAUAAUACAAACUUAGAAGUUUCAGAAAAUUCGGAAAAAGAUGCACAAUCUAGUCCUAUUUUGGGCAAUAUUCAAUAUUUCCCUCCGUACAAAGCUUCAAAUGUAACUACUUCACCUGUAUUAAUUCCUAAAGUUAUAGCGCCAAAGUCAAAAGUUGAAAAUUCAUUAAAAAGCCCUAUUCUAAUUCUGAAAGCAGUAUCACCUAAAGUUUCCCCAAAAGUAAAGAAAAAGCUAUUCAAUUUUGCUUCUAGCAACUAUGAAACAUACACAUCUAAAUUAACAAACAAGAGCACAACAAACAACUGUUUAGAUAGAAGAAAAUUAAGUAAUGAAUUAUGUCAUUUAAAAAGUCAAAGUUCAAAUGAAGGACUAGACCAAAAUCACACAUGUGUUAAAGCUUUACAUUCAAAUGAAAUCAUAUUAAAUAAUGAUAAAACUAAACAUUCAAUCUGUCUAGUUGAUGAUUUUAAAAUUAACAACAUAAAACAAGAAUUAAAUGAAAAUGACAAACAAAACAUAAAUUACACUAUACAAGAAACCCCAGAGCUAAAUCUAGAUGAUAGUAUGGCAAUGCUUAAAACAAACAGCAAAGACUUGGCCAAAAAGGUGAAAUCCUAUUUAGAUUGUGAUUUUAGCUCUGAAACUGCUUCACAGAUUACUAUAAGUGAUUUAACAACUCCAAACAAUAGCUCCAAGGCUAGCGAUGACAUUGAAAUAAUAAGCACAAUAACACAAGUUCCUUCAAACAGAAAUAGUUCUGAAUCUAUACAGGAGUUACCAGAAGAUAUGAACAAAAAAGAGAAAAAGUUGAAAUAUAGAAAGGAUGGCUUAGCAUAUCGCUUGAACAACUUAUUAAAAAAGCAAACUGCAAGUACUUCUCUCUGGCAACAUGAAAGAUUCAUGGCAGCUAAUUCAAACUUUGUCAUUCCAAAAGGAGAGUACAAGCCUUUUAGAAUUUGUAAACAAGAUUUUAAAUAUGGCUCUUAUUUGUUAGAAACCAUGGAUUUCAAUGAUGACAAAUUUUUAAUUUUAAUCAACAAAUCUUUUGUAUCAUAUUAUAACAUAAAAGUAAAUGCAAUAUUGAAGUUGUAUGAGCCUUAUAAAAUUAUAGAAUUUAAUGAUGACUGUAAAUUGAUUCUUAAUGUUUGUAAAUUUGAAUGUGUAGAGAUAGAUGAUAUAAAUAUUUGAUAUAAUAAUAAUAAAUGUAAAUAAAUCUUUGUAUUUUAUAAUUUCAUUGCUUUUUGUAAUAUUAACUCAUAGAUUGACUGAAAUUGAUAUCUAUUAGUAAACAAAAAAAUGGAAUCAGGUUGGUCAAUAAUUAGUAACAUU
Molecule: messenger RNA, 1740 nt
Organism: Diatraea saccharalis (sugarcane borer)
Lineage: Eukaryota; Metazoa; Arthropoda; Insecta; Lepidoptera; Crambidae
Source: the annotation of a GenBank genome assembly